AUGUUCUCCCAAUUAGUGACUUAUUGUCAAUACCAAAAUGGUCUUGGUAGUACCCUAUCCACAACAACACCAUCCCCGGGACCACCAGCACAGGUUCACUACGUUAAUAUUGGCGCUGACUUAGCCGGAGAUUACAAGCCCAGAGGGAAAGGGAAGGGAAGGUUUGGUUACGACACCGGAAAGGGUCCUAAAGGCCAGAGCUUUCGAGAGGAGACCCGAUCGGCCGACGGCACCGUUAGGGGCGCCUACGGGUACACCGACGCCAACGGACAGCAAAGGAUUGUGAAAUACUCGGCCGGAAAGGAGGGCUUCAAGAUUGAAGACGACUCGCCCGCCCAGGGAGGAGGCAACGCACCCGCACCCACCUCUGCCCCAUACCGACCGCCGCAAACCCUUCCCCCACAGAUCUACAGACCCCAACCCUCUUCCGCACCCCAGUCCUACAGCAGACCCCAGUCCUCGCCUCAGUCCUACCAGUCGUCUCCCCAGUCCUAUCAGUCCCCCUCAGGCAAUGGAUACCUCGAACUCAACGUAAGGCCUGUACCCCAACAAUACAGACCCCCCACGCAAACCCUGCGCCAAGUCCUGUCGAGCCCCUCCCAGUCCGGUGUCUCCUACUCCGGUGGAUCCCUGUCCAGCAGUGUGUCGUCACUCCCGCAGUAUUCAGGCCUAUCCUCGUCAUCCCUGUCCAGCAAUAGUGGAAGUUCUGGCUCUUCUAUAUCAUACCCCCAAAUGCAGCCUCAGCUCCAGCAGUACCGCCCGCCCUCACAGGCCAGACCUCAAGCUCCCGUCGCCUCCUCGCAGCCAAUCCUGCGAUCAUACAGUGGUUUGGCGACCACCUCCCGGCCCGAGGAGGAGACGUGGGGCCCACCCGUAAUAAACACGGCUCUACUCAGCUAUAAUAUAGGCAGUCAGGGGGGUCAACCGGUAUCGCGAUUGUCCUACUCAUCCAGUUCCUCAUCGGAGACGUAUGAGGCUCCACCACCACCUCGACCAUCACCAUCCCGAUCCACGAGUUAUACUGGACCGGUAGCCCCGGCCUAUACUGACUGGAACACCCCUAUACUGAGAUCCUACUCUAAUCUGAGCGGAGGUCCCGCCAUACCCCUGAAGGAGGAGAAGUGGGGCCCUCCUGUCAUUAAUACAGCUUUGCUCAGCUAUAACAUUGGCAGUCAGCAGGGUUAA
This is a messenger RNA of Oppiella nova, 1185 nucleotides long. NCBI's taxonomy places the organism in Eukaryota, Metazoa, Arthropoda, Arachnida, Sarcoptiformes, Oppiidae. The record is from the annotation of a GenBank genome assembly.